CUCUCAGGUUUCUGCUGAUACUGCAACGUCAAUAAAUGACUUGAGUUUGCUUAUUGCUCUUAAUGUAUUCAGACUUCCCAAUACCACACUCGUUAAUGCUAUAGGGUGCUUCUGCUCCUGUGAUGCAGCUGGUCUGCAGUUUGCUUGGAUCAAGCUCAUGUACAUUUCUACUUUCUACAUUUGUACGGAUCAGAUCUCCAACAGAAAAGGAUAAACGCUUUCUCAUCAUUUUUUUUUUUACUUUUACUCGGUGGCAUGGAGAUUCCUUUGCGGUCAGCAUCCGAACUUAAUUCCAUAUAAUUGCUACCAAUGGGCUGACAUAGUAUGCAGUAUGAAUAUUUCAGCAGAACUUAUACUGACUGUAUUGUAAAACGAUCUCACUUUAAAGGGGCGCAUCCGGGUGUUCUGCAUGCUGCAAGGCUUGACGCAUUCCCCACAGCCUGCUCAUAUCUCCCUUCCUAGUGCACUAAAUACAAGUAUUCAUCUACCGCACUGGCGUGAUCAUCUGGUUUACCUAAGAUUGAAAACAAACAGGAGGGGAAGGCAAGAGGAAAACUGCUGAGUUGGCAAAGCCCAUACAGCAUUCCAUGUUUGGGGAAUUGUGACAGCAGACCAGCAAUGAUAGAUCUGGGUACUAGAACUGAACUGUACUCAUAAAGUGAAAGAAGGAAUACUAUUUCAAGGUGAUUUAUACCAAAAGUCCAUCACAUGGGAACUGACUACAGUGGAUGUAUUAGUAUCAGUGUAGGUGGCACUUAUAGAUAUCUACCUUAAUCCAAAGUGUUUUGAAAAAAGUGCUGUUGGGACCAUCAUAUUGGAAGUUACUGUGAUAUUACAAGAGGGGUAGAAGGAGGGUGCUGCUGCAGAAAGUGAGCACCUCCAGCAGCUCCUCCUCUCCCUAUCCCUCCCCACCGUGAAAAUGACUGUCAUAGCUGGGGAGAACAUGGACGAAACCUCAGCCUUGCCAGGUCACCCUCAGGACAGCUACCAACCUGAUCAUGAUGACCAUGAGUGCUGUGAGAGGGUUGUUAUAAAUGUAUCUGGGCUGCGCUUUGAGACCCAAUUAAAGACACUUGCUCAAUUUCCCAGUACUCUACUGGGUAACCCCAAAAAGAGGAUGCGCUACUUUGACCCCCUAAGGAAUGAGUAUUUCUUUGAUCGUAACCGCCCCAGUUUUGAUGCCAUAUUAUAUUACUACCAAUCAGGAGGCAGGCUCCGGAGACCUGUCAAUGUGCCUCUGGACAUGUUUUCUGAAGAGAUCAAAUUCUAUGAACUAGGGGAAGAAGCCAUGGAAAAAUUUCGUGAGGAUGAGGGCUUUAUUAAAGAGGAGGAACGCCCUCUGCCAGAAAGAGAGUUCCAGCGUCAGGUUUGGCUACUUUUUGAAUACCCUGAGAGCUCAGGGCCAGCCAGGAUCAUUGCCAUAAUAUCAGUCAUGGUGAUCCUAAUUUCUAUUGUUAUUUUCUGCCUGGAGACUUUGCCAGAGUUAAAAGAAGAAAGGUUAUUUUCACGUCGAGUUGAGAACAGUACAGUAUUCUACAAAACCAACAUUUUCACAGAUCCAUUCUUUGUGGUGGAGACCCUCUGCAUUAUCUGGUUCUCUUUUGAAUUGGUGGUCAGGUUCUUUGCUUGCCCAAGCAAGCCAGAGUUUUUCAAGAACAUCAUGAACUUCAUUGACAUAGUGGCCAUCAUUCCUUAUUUUAUCACCUUGGGAACUGAGAUGGCAGAGCAAGAUGGUCCCCAAAAGGGAGAGCAGGCAACAUCAUUGGCAAUCCUGAGGGUCAUCAGACUGGUAAGAGUCUUUAGAAUCUUCAAACUCUCCAGACAUUCUAAGGGCCUACAAAUUUUGGGACAGACCUUGAAAGCUAGUAUGAGAGAACUAGGGUUGCUUAUCUUCUUUCUAUUCAUUGGGGUCAUCUUGUUCUCCAGUGCAGUUUACUUUGCUGAAGCUGAAGAGGAUGACUCUCAUUUCUCAAGUAUCCCUGAUGCUUUCUGGUGGGCGGUGGUAUCUAUGACCACUGUGGGCUAUGGUGACAUGUACCCUGUGACAAUUGGAGGCAAAAUUGUGGGCUCCUUGUGUGCCAUUGCUGGUGUGCUGACAAUUGCCUUGCCUGUACCUGUCAUUGUGUCCAACUUCAACUACUUUUACCACCGAGAAACUGAAGGGGAAGAACAGGCUCAGUUGCUUCAUGUUAGCUCACCUAAUUUAGCCUCUAACAGUGAUCUGAGCCGGCGCAGUUCAUCCACAAUGAGCAAAUCUGAGUACAUGGAGAUUGAAGAGGAUCUGAAUAAUAGCAUAGACAAUUUUAGGGAGGCAAAUCUCAGAACUGGCAACUGCACCGUAGCCAAUCAGAACUGUGUUAACAAAAGCAAGCUGCUGACAGAUGUGUAGAGCUUACUCCAGCUACAAGAUUCAGUGGCUCUUUCACACAGUACAUGCUUUAAAACACUAGUCUAUGAAUGCUUUAUUUCAUCGUUAAUGCAUUGUUGCAUUGCGAAUUUAUGCUCAGCGGAAAAGAAGCUUUCAGGAUCCGUGAAAGAUAAUAUUAUCAUUUAUUUUUAAAUGGAAUUUCUAGCUGGUCAGUGGGAAGUUUUCCAACAAUUAUAGUAGUUAAAGAAUUGAAUGCUACUGAACAUCAAGUAAAACAAACACUUCUUCUCUUUUUGCUUGUUAAUCUUAAAUCAUUAUUGAAAGACAAGAGCUAUGCAUGGAUUUUAGUAGAUUUAUCUGCCAACUGCACAAUUGCAUCCAUGGAAGUGCAUCUGAAUUUAGGCAUCGGGCAGUAUCAGUAUGCAAACACUUGCUAAUUGUUUUCUUUUUUUACUUUUGAUUUUCUUCUUCUUUUUUUUUAUUUUUUAUUUUUGAUCUGAAGGUGUAUAUCUGUUCCAUGAAAUAGUAUGCACUUACUGAUGACUACAGAUCCAUAAAGCACCUUAUGAAUAUACACAUGACUUUGCAUCAUUUUAAAGGUAGACUAACUAAAUACAACCUAAUUAAAGGGAAAGGGAGACACAUCUGCAAAUGCUGCUAGUUUUUACACUGCAGAUGGUAUUUUUUUUCACAACUUGGAUGCAAAUAAUUUUUUCCCCUUUGUUGCAAGACAGCACAAUGGAGUUUAAACAUAAAGCAUGUUUUGGAUUUAAUUAUUUUGUAAUCUCGCAUGCCUGAAAUGUUACCUCAGACAAUAGGGGAUAAGUUUUCUUUUGAACUCGUUAAACACAGAUCAUUUUUUUUUUGCAUUCACCAAAAGUGCACUCCUAAUUUAUGAAAUCUUUAAAAUUAGUAAUUUAAAGUACUGUAUGUAAAUGCAUAUGUUAGUCAAAUGGGAACAAUAACUAUUUUGGAGAUCAAGCAUGUUCAAUUAUUCAGCAUUAUGGCCUAUUUGACUAAGGUAUAAUCAGAAGUAAUUAAUGCAUGAUAUCAAUAUUAAAAGACCUUAUUGGAUUAGGAGCCAGAAGGAAAUCAAGGGCCUAAUGAUUUUCCUGCAGUAUUACUCAGGGAAAACUGUUAUCUAUUCUCCAAGCAUAAAUCUAAUAACAAAACCCUAAGGAAACUCUAUGGCUAUUAAAAAGAAAUUGAACAGUAUGUAGUUAUACCUAAGAAACAACAUAGGUUCAUAAAUGAACAUGGUGCAAAUGCAUGUCUGUUGCUGCAAUUUCAGAAUGUAAUUAACCCUUUAUUAUAUGCAUCAAAAUCUGCAAA
Messenger RNA from Bombina bombina (fire-bellied toad), 3700 nucleotides. RefSeq names its product potassium voltage-gated channel subfamily A member 1. Bases 920 to 2389 code for a protein of 489 amino acids. The transcript has 2 exons. Gene Ontology annotation, biological process: protein homooligomerization; potassium ion transmembrane transport. Gene Ontology annotation, cellular component: voltage-gated potassium channel complex; membrane; synapse. The record is from RefSeq and is a predicted model, not a curated record. Gene Ontology annotation, molecular function: protein binding; delayed rectifier potassium channel activity. NCBI's taxonomy places the organism in Eukaryota, Metazoa, Chordata, Amphibia, Anura, Bombinatoridae.